This is a messenger RNA of Erigeron canadensis, 3274 nucleotides long. RefSeq lists its product as uncharacterized. The record is from RefSeq and is a predicted model, not a curated record. NCBI's taxonomy places the organism in Eukaryota, Viridiplantae, Streptophyta, Magnoliopsida, Asterales, Asteraceae. Gene Ontology annotation, biological process: protein phosphorylation. Gene Ontology annotation, molecular function: protein kinase activity; transcription corepressor activity; protein binding. The transcript is spliced from 19 exons. Bases 198 to 3182 code for a protein of 994 amino acids.
UGGUUGUAUAUGGUUAUCCUUGAUUGUUCAUCAGUAUAAAGUUCUCGUUUGAAUAUUCAAAUAAGUUCCUCACAACAUUAUAUGUAUAUGAAUUACAGAGGAUAUAUAGUUGAUUUCACAACAUUUAUAUUACAGUAAUAAAAUAGCAGCUGCUUCCUUCCUUUCUCAUUCUACAUUUUACCACAAAUUAAAUAAAAAUGUCAUUACUUGAAGACUUGAAAAGCCUACUGAUACCCUUUGGUGAUAUUAAAGAAGCCACUAAAAACUUCACUACAGAAAUUGGGAAGGGUGGAUAUGGCCACGUUUACAAAGGAGAACUCUUACUUUCUGGUAAACUUACCACCGUUGCUGUCAAGCGAUUACAUGAUUUACCGGUUGGCAUUUCCGGUCAAGGGCUUAAGGAGUUCUUAACAGAGCUUCAGUUGCUCACUCGUUAUAAACACCCAAACCUCAUCUCCCUUAUUGGUUUUUGCAACGAAGGUGAAGAAAAUAUUUUGAUUUAUGAGUACGCCAAACAUGGAAGCCUAGACAAGUACUUAAGUACUGCAGAAAGUAGGCGUACGCUGACAUGGAAGAGACGGUUGGAUAUAUGUGUCGAUGCAGCCCGCGGUUUGAACUUUCUUCAUAAUGAGGCAGCUGCAAAUGAAAGAGUUAUCCACAGGGAUAUCAAAAGUGCAAAUGUUUUGUUAGAUGAAAAUUGGAAAGCAAUGAUAUCAGAUUUGGGACUUUCAAAAUUAGGUCGUGCUAAUGAGAAUGUCACUUAUCUCAUUACCAACGCUUGUGGAACAGAUGGUUAUUGUGAUCCAGUAUAUAGGAAGUCAGGGAUCCUUACAAAAGAAUCAGAUGUCUAUUCUUUUGGUGUCGUUUUGUUUGAAGUCUUAUGCGGGAGGCUGAGUUUUAUAGAUGUACACAAUGAAAGCCGGUUUCUACCUGAAUUAGCCCAAAGCUGCUACAAAAAGGGUCAAAUAAAUGAGAUUAUGGAUCCAGAAUUGCAAAACCAGGUUGACUCGGAUUCUUUAAAAAAGUUUUCACAGAUUGCAUUUAAAUGCAUACACAAUACUCGUAAGCAACGACCCUCAAUGCGUUGGGUGUUAAAAAAGCUCGAGGAACUUGAAAAAAUAUUGCAUUCACAAUUAUAUUUACAACAACAGAAGCAGCGGCAGCAAGAGAAAAUUUGGGGUGCAAGUAGUGCCGGUGAUGGGAGCAUGUCAAUCUCAUUUAGAGGAAACGAUCAGGCUGGAAGAAAAAGAAAGCAGCCCGUGUCAUUAUUGGAUGACAUUGUGGAAGAUGGAUCUUUUGAUGAUAAUGUCCAUGCUUUAUUAUCUCACGAUGAUACGGAUAUGAGAGAUACGGUCGAUGUGAGCAAAGUAUCAGAUUUUACAUUUACGGAGGUCAAUUCAGUUCGUGCUAGUCAAAGCAAGGUUGUUUGUUGCCAUUUCUCGUCAGACGGUAAAUUGCUUGUUAGUGGUGGCCAUGAUAAAAAGGCUGUCCUGUGGUACGCAGAUUCUUUAAAGCCAAAGACGACUCUUGAAGAGCAUACGUCAUUAAUCACAGAUGUGCGUUUCAGCUCAAGCGUAUUGCCACGCCUUGCCACAUCGUCCUUUGAUAAGUCAGUCCGUCUUUGGGAUGUUGACAAUCCUGGGUAUUCUCUCCGUAUCUUUAUGGGGCAUUCUGCUUCGGUGAUAUCACUGGAUUUCCAUCCAAAUAAAGAUGACCUCAUAUGUUCAUGUGACGGGGAGGGGGAGAUACGAUAUUGGAGUGUAGAUAAAGGUAGUUGUGCUCAUGUGUUCAAGGGAGCAACGACACAGGUGAGAUUCCAGCCACGUCAUGGAAGAUUUCUCGCAGCAGCUGCAGAAAACAUUGUAUCUAUACUAGAUGUUGAAACUCAAGCUAUUCUAUAUACACUACCAGGAUUAAAUCAGUUGCGGCCUGGUCUGAUGCAACAGCACAAGUCUUUCAUGCAAGACUCCCAACCAUUCCAUCGGCUAAAAAGGCCCCUUACUAACCGCAGCAUGAGUUUGGAUAUACCAAAUGAUGGAUCCAAAUCCCCAAUUUCGUUAUAUUUACAACUACAACAACAACUACAACAACAGAAGCAGCGGCAGCAAGAGAAAAUUUGGGGUGCAAGUAGUGCCGGUGAUGGGAGCAUGUCAACCUCAUUUAGAGGAAACGAUCAGGCUGGAAGAAAAAGAAAGCAGCCCGUGUCGUUAUUGGAUGACAUAGAUCAUUUUUUGGAAAAUGUCCAUCCUUUUUUAUCUCAUGAUGAUACGGAUAUGAGAGAUACGGUCGAUGAGAGCGAAGGAUUUACAUUUACGGAGGUCAAUUCUGUUCGUGCUAGUGCAAGCAAGGUUGUUUGUUGCCAUUUUUCGGCAGAUGGUAAAUUGCUUGCUAGUGGCGGCCAUGAUAAGAAGGCAGUCGUGUGGUACACAGAUUCUUUAAAGCCAAAGACAAUUCUCGAAGAUCAUACAUCAAUGAUCUCAGAUGUGCGUUUCAGUUUAUCUUCACGCCUUGCCACAUCGUCCUUUGAUAAGUCAGUCCGUCUUUGGGAUGUUGACAAUCCUGGCUAUUCUCUCCGUACCUUUAUGGGGCAUUCUGCUCCAGUGAUAUCACUGGAUUUCCACCCAAAUAAAGAUGACCUCAUAUGUUCAUGUGAUGGGGAGGGGGAGAUACGAUAUUGGAGCGUAAAUAGCGGUAGUUGUGAUCGUGUGUUUAAGGGAGCAACGGCACAGGUGAGAUUCCAACCACAGCAUGGAAGAUUUCUCGCAGCAGCUGCAGAGAACAUUGUAUCUAUACUAGAUGUUGAAACUCAAGCUAUUCUAUAUACACUACCAGGUUAUACAAAACCAAUCAAUUCUGUGUGCUGGGACCCGAGUGGUGAGUAUUUGGCAUCAGUUAGUGAUGACUCUGUUCGGGUGUGGUCUCUUACGGCAGGAAAUGAAGGAGAGUGUGUGCAUGAUCUUAGCUGUAGUGGCAAUGAGUUCCACUCGUGCGUUUUCCAUCCUAGUUAUGCUUCGCUGUUGGUCAUUGGAUGUUAUCAGUCUUUGGAGCUAUGGAACAUGCCCGAGAACAAAACCAUGACUUUAUCGGCUCAUGAAGGGUUGAUCGCGGGUUUGGCAAUGUCUACCAGGACAGGAAUGUUAGCCUCGGCUAGCCACAAUAAGAUUGUUAAAGUGUGGAAGUGAAUAUAUUGUAAAACAGUAAAAGACAAUACAAACAUGUUGUAUGAUCACACCCUGUUUCUGUAAUCCUAUGUUUUCCUUCUUUUUUUCCCCUU